Molecule: messenger RNA, 1507 nt
Organism: Salvia splendens (bonfire salvia)
Lineage: Eukaryota; Viridiplantae; Streptophyta; Magnoliopsida; Lamiales; Lamiaceae
Gene: HKL3
Product: hexokinase-like 3
Exons: 7
Coding region: 1-1473 (490 amino acids)
Biological process (GO): carbohydrate metabolic process; intracellular glucose homeostasis
Cellular component (GO): cytosol; mitochondrion
Molecular function (GO): D-glucose binding; hexokinase activity; ATP binding
Source: RefSeq, a predicted model, not a curated record
AUGAAGCGGGAAUUGGUGGUAGUGGCGGCUGCGACGACGGCAGCCGCAACGGUGGCCGGAGUAGCUUUUUUGGUGAGGCAAUGGAGGCGGCAGAGCAACCAACAGUUGAGCGCACAACGCAUCCUCCGAGAAUUCGCAAGGUGGUGCGCGACGCCGACGUCAAAGCUAUGGCAGGUGGCAAAUGAAAUGGCAUCGGACAUGGAAGCAGAGCUCACCCCCCCCGGUGAUAGAGGUGGAAACCUAGGCGUUCCCGUUUCUUAUCUCGCAGGUCUUCCCACAGGGGAAGAGAAAGGCACAUUUUAUGGGAUAAAUCUGCGUGGAACAAAUUUUAUGAUAGUAAGGGGAAAACUUGAAGGCAGAAACGAAGCAUUGAGUGAUAUGUCCCGACAAGAGAUUGAAAUUCCUCUUCAUAUACUGUCUAGUGAUGACUCUACAAAGGAAUUAUGUGAUUUAAUGGCGGUUGAGGUGGCUAAAUUCGUUGGGUUACACGUGGAGAGUGAUGGGAAGGUGGGAGAAAGAGAAAGGAUACUGGGCUUCACUGUAUCACUUCCGGUAGAUGACCUAUUGCCAUCUUCUGCCCUUCAUUCCAAAUGGAGACGUCUAUCUUUCAACGACGCAGUGGGAGGGGAACUAGCACAAGAAAUGAACCAGGCCUUGAAGAAGCAUGGCAUUGAGAUGCGUGUUUACGCAGUAGUGAAUGACACGAUUGGGCAUCUUGCCGGAGGAAGAUACUACAACAAAGAGAGUGUAGCUGCAGUGAGUCUGGGAAUGGGAACAGACGUUGCUUACAUUGAAUCAUUGCCUCAACAAAUAGUGAAGGAAUCAUCAUCAGAAGCUGCAGAGACGGCUAUUAAUAUGCAAUGGGGAAACUUCUUUUCCUCCCAUCUUCCACUCACCGAGUAUGAUGCCUCCUUAGAUGCCGAGAGCGCUGAUCCGGGAUGCCGGAUAUUCGAGAAGCUUAUUUCUGGCAUGUAUUUGGGAGAGAUUGUGAGGAGAGUGCUGUUGAGAAUGGCGGAGGAGUCUGCGCUGUUCGGAGACGUGGUACCGCCCAAGCUAACCAUCUCUUACUCCCUGAGGUCGCCAGACAUGGCCGCUAUGCACCAGGACACAUCGCAGGAUUACGAAAUUGUGCAAGCCAAACUCAAGGAGAUUUUUGACAUCGAGAGCUCGACUACGUUGGUGAGGGAGAUGGUGACAGAGAUCUGUGACGUUGUGGCGGAGCGUGGGGCGAGGCUGGUGGGGGCCGGGAUCGUGGGGAUAGUGAAGAAGAUGGGGAGAUUAGCCAACAGGAAGAGCGUCAUCACCAUCGAAGGAGGGUUGUAUGAGCACUACCGGAUAUACCGAAACUACCUACACAGCACUGUCUGGGAGAUGCUUGGAACGGAUCUCUGCGACAACGUCAUCAUCAACCAUUCUCAUGGAGGCUCCGGUGCUGCCUCGAUAUUUUUGGCUGCCUCACAGACCGAUCAUUAACCUUUUUCUUGUUUAAACAACAUCGAUUUAUCCA